Molecule: messenger RNA, 387 nt
Organism: Acaulospora colombiana
Lineage: Eukaryota; Fungi; Glomeromycota; Glomeromycetes; Diversisporales; Acaulosporaceae
Source: the annotation of a GenBank genome assembly
AUGCCCGAUCCGUUCAAAGUUCGUUCCAAACUCUCGACGGUUGCAAUUCGUAUUCUUCUGGCUCGCGCAGCCAAAAAAUCGGGACCUCCACCAGGAAUUCCUGGUCACCAAAGUGGUAAUAUUACCGAUACACGGUAUCAAUUGAUUAAAAGAAUUCUCUAUGAAACCCCUAAACCCGAGCUUCCGCCGAUGACCGAAGAAGAUAUCGAAAGGCAUAAGACCAUCGAGAGAGCUUGGAAGUUAUUUGUGCGUAACCAACGUGAGAAACGUGACGCCGAAAUGGCUGCCAAGUACAAAAUGUUAGACAAAGCGAUCAUAGAACUCGAAAAAUUGUCCGAAACAAAUGAAAGUUCCAACAGAGACGCCUCCCUUGAAAGGUUGGAAUAA